CAAGAACACAAAGAAACAGUGGGUGGGCUGUACAGCAAAGUUACCUGCUGUAUAUCGUUCUGAUUUCUUUUUAAUCACAGUUUCAAAGUACACGCGAAACGUCUAAACUUCCUACAAUGAAAUGACCUUUGCUGUGAUGGACAGCAGAUUGCUCCUAUCAGUUUGAGGGUGGGUGGAGGACGGACGCUUCGGGUUAAAAAGCGCUGCACACCGGGCGAGGUUCAGUUGGGAAGGGAAGGUGUGGAAGCUGAACGUGGGAAGUUUGAAGCAAUGGAGAAACUAAGUAAAGCCAAUUAUCAUUUCACCCUUGAUCUAUUCAGUGAGCUGAUAAAAGGAAAUCAAGUGGACAACAUCUUCUUUUCUCCAUUCAGCAUUUCCACUGCAUUGGCCAUGGUCUACCUUGGUGCAAAAAAUCACUCUGCCUCUCAAAUGGCAAAGGCUCUCCAUUUUGAUGAAGUUGGGGAUCUGCAUUCUGCUUUCCAGAAAAUGCAAUUGGAAGUUAACCGAGCUGGUGCGCCAUACUUGCUAAAAAUGGCCAAUCAACUGUAUGGUGAAAAGACGUAUGAAUUCCUAGAAGAAUUCUGUAAAUCCUGCAAAAACUUCUAUGGAGCAGCCUUGUCUGCAGUUGAUUUCAGAGCGUCUGCAAAUGAAACUAGACAAGAGAUCAAUAAAUGGGUGGAGGAACAGACGUCAGGUAAGAUUCAAGAUCUGCUGGUUGAAGGUUUAGUUAAUGGUGACACCCGACUGGUGUUGGUGAAUGCUAUCUACUUCAAAGGAAGUUGGGCUGAAAAGUUCGAUGAACAAUGCACACAGGAAAUGCCAUUCAGACUGAAUAAGAAUGAAAGCAAACCAGUGCAAAUGAUGUACAAGAGUGAUAAGUUUUUGUUCCGUCACAUCCAUAAAGUCAAUAUCAAAGUUCUUGAACUUCCGUAUGUUGAGAAAGAUGUGAGUAUGAUCAUCUUGUUGCCUGAUGACAUCAUGGAUGAUUCGACAGGUCUUAAAAAGCUGGAGCAGACACUUACCCUAGAAAAGCUGCAAGAAUGGACACUUCAAACCAAGAUGGGAAGAGAUAAAGUUUCAGUUCACUUACCUAGAUUUAAAAUGGAGGAUAACUUUGAGCUCAAACCUACGCUUUCCUCUCUGGGGAUAACAGAUCUUUUUGAUAGUUCGAAGGCAGAUCUCUCUGGAAUUUCUGGGACACGUGACUUGUUUGUGUCUGAGGUUGUUCAUAAGUCUUUUGUGGAGGUGAAUGAGGAAGGAACUGAAGCAGCAGCUGCUACAGCAGUAAUGGCCCAGUUUUGUUCAGCUGUGUACGAAGAGCAGUUUACUGCAGAUCACCCUUUCCUCUUCUUCAUUCGGCACAACAAAACAAAUAGUAUUCUCUUCUUUGGUCGGUGCACUUGUCCUUAAACAACUGACUAAGUGCAAGUAAUGGGGGGGGGGGAAUAAAAUCUUAAUGAUAAUUUUCCAUGUUACCAGAAGAAUAAACUGGAAUGCUAAUUAAAGGUUAAUUUGAAAACAUUUCGCUCAGUACAUUUUAGAAGCCAAGCAUAAAAACCUUAGAUUAUGUCUGAGUAUUUUGAAAUCUGAAGAUAAUUUUGAUGUUUUUAAUCAAGAAAUUAACAUAACAACUGGAUGUGUUAACUUCCCUGUUUACUAACUUGAAAGGUUGUCAUUUACAUUAUAACUAAUCUGAUUCAUUACCAUGCUGUAAGGGAGAAAGUCCUGUCGUCUUUGUCAUGGUUAGUCCAGUAAUGUGAUUAGCUACACAAUUCAUGGCCAGUUAGGGAUAGGAAAACAACUGUCACUAUUGCCAGACAAGUCCAUAUCCUGUGAAUGAAUAAGUUAAGAACCAUGUGUAAAGGUGUCCUGCAGAAUUUCUCACUUUCAACAUAUCAUCUUGUAUGACUUUGUCCACAAAGCUAGGAAUAAUGUAAAUAACAAGACAUUGAGAGUUUUCUCAAAUUAACUGUCAAAUUCCCUGUACGUGUACACAUAUUUGGCAAUAAUAAAGCAUUCUGAUUCUGAUUCAGCUUUUCCACUUUGAGUCUAAGUCAUAGUAUAUACUAUCACAUUUCAACUUGCCAAUAAAAUGGUAGAUCAUAAAGAAACCCGUAGCUUGAUUUUAAGAAAUUCUGCCUGAGGCAUGUUGUUACAGCAGAGGAAAAAAAAUUAUUUUACAUUUGUAUAUCCAAUUAACAAAUAUGAAUAUUAUUGGAAGAUGUUGAUGAAAAAAGGUGCACUUUGUAUUAAAUACAUAAAGAGACAGAUACACUGAACAGAUCACUUAUUGUAUUAAGUCCUGCAAGAGGAACUGGCAUUGGGAGUGGUCAUUUUCAGUUGGUAAAUUUUAUCUGUUGGAGAAAUCACAUGCUUGGGUGAAUCAUGAUUAAGAUCCACUAUACCCCACGAGUAAUCUUUGAAAUAUGAUUUCUACAUGGUCCAAGAGCAUGAUGCUAGCAUCUAGUUGUGUUAAAACUCUGAUUGAAUAUGCAUUGUAUUAUGUCAUGUGUAUAGUGCAAAAUAAAAGCAUUU
Mobula hypostoma (lesser devil ray) is the source of this 2535-nucleotide messenger RNA. Its product is annotated as leukocyte elastase inhibitor-like. Bases 271 to 1410 code for a protein of 379 amino acids. Gene Ontology annotation, molecular function: serine-type endopeptidase inhibitor activity. NCBI's taxonomy places the organism in Eukaryota, Metazoa, Chordata, Chondrichthyes, Myliobatiformes, Myliobatidae. The record is from RefSeq and is a predicted model, not a curated record. Gene Ontology annotation, biological process: negative regulation of endopeptidase activity. The transcript is spliced from 7 exons.